Messenger RNA from Diabrotica virgifera virgifera (western corn rootworm), 2409 nucleotides. Its product is annotated as ABC transporter G family member 20-like. The transcript is spliced from 14 exons. Gene Ontology annotation, cellular component: membrane. Bases 258 to 2360 code for a protein of 700 amino acids. The record is from RefSeq and is a predicted model, not a curated record. Gene Ontology annotation, molecular function: ABC-type transporter activity; ATP hydrolysis activity; ATP binding. NCBI's taxonomy places the organism in Eukaryota, Metazoa, Arthropoda, Insecta, Coleoptera, Chrysomelidae.
UAGUGAAUAACGGUCAACAGCUGUUCUCAUUUUCUUUAGUAAAUUACUCCGCGAUUCAAAAAUAUAUUCCGGUGUGCAUAAUUUUACCAUUUGAAAGACAAAAAGAAAUUGAAAAUAAAAGUUGACAAUACUCUUUAAAAGCGUUUUCCUGAAAACUGCUUUUUUCAAAGGCUGUAGAUAUUUUAACACAAAAACUGCUUGACCGACCCACCUGGAAUUUUGUAUAUAUUUUGUUUAGACAUUCCUUGAGGAACACAAUGAAUAACCAUCUUGCUCUAUAUGUCAAGGAUGUAGAAAAAUCGUUUGGUUCAAACAAAGUGCUGGACAAAUUAUGUUUAAACGUUCAAAAAGGUACCAUAUACGGACUUUUGGGAUCCAGUGGUUGUGGUAAAACAACUUUAUUAAGGUGUAUAAUUGGAAGGAGUAAUGUAAAUAAAGGGGAUAUAUAUGUACUGGGAGAAAAACAGGAUGGUAGUGUAGUCCUAGCAGAUAGAGUGGGGUAUAUGCCACAGGAUAUAUCAUUAGUUGGAGAAUUAAGUGCAAGGGAUUCUAUUUAUUUCUUUGGAAGAAUCUACAAUUUAAAGGAUGACAUAAUAAAAAGUCGUUGUGAUGAACUGAUUGAAUUAUUAGACCUUCCAACGGAUAACAGAUGUGUAAGAGAUUGUAGCGGAGGAGAACAGAGAAGAGUGUCCUUUGCUGUAACGUUAGUUCAUAAACCAGAGUUACUUAUAUUGGAUGAACCUACUGUUGGUACAGAUUCAAUUCUUAGAAAUAGAAUAUGGAAGUAUUUAACGAAAAUAACUGAAGAGGACAAAACGACUGUGAUAAUAACAACACAUUAUAUAGAAGAAACUAGACAAGCUGAUAAGAUUGCUCUAAUGAGAAAGGGAAAGUUAUUAACAGAAGAACACCCGGAGACGCUCUUAGAAAGGUACGGCUGUGAUCUGCUAGAAGAAGUCUUUGUUAUUCUAAGUUCUAAACAAGAAGAAACAGAACAAACUUCUGGAGUAGAUAAUUUGGCUUUUCAGUCAUCUCAAACAGGCAUAAAUGAAUCUACUGAACGAACAAAUGCAGCAUUGGAUGUAAUUAGUGAGGCACCUCAACAAACGAGAACUGAAAGAAAAAAACAAUCCAUUUUCGAAAUGAUCAGAUUCAAGUCAUUGUUGUUUAAAAAUUAUAAAAAGCUCAAAUCAAAUUUAAUAUCUACAAUAUUUCUCGUUGUGUUCCCCGCACUUCAGGUUUUGUUUUUUCUCACAGCAGUUGGCAGAGAAACAAAAGGAAAUCCAUUCGGUAUAGUCAACAACGAAAGAUCUCAAGAGUUCUGCAAAACAUUUCCCAGAAACGAAUCAGCUGUGCCGUACGAUAAAUUCAGUUGCCAUAUUAAUAGUGCCAGUUGCCUGUUUGAGGACUAUUUGGAUGUACCAUUAUUUUACAUGAUUCGCUUUGAUUCAAAAUAUGAAGCCUUGUCAGCUUUGGAGUCAGGAAAAAUAAGGGGGUUCCUACAUAUGCAUCAGAAUUUGUCGGAACUAAUUGAAGCUAGAGUUAAUUAUGGAGUAGAUAAGUACGAUUUGCCAGAUGAAGAAAUGCAGGUCUAUAUGGAUAUGACAUCUAUUCAGGUAGGCGGAAUUAUUAAAGAAAGAAUUGCUGAUAAGUACCAGCUAUUUCACGAAAAGAUCUACGAUGACUGCAGAUAUUUAUCGAAAGCUGUACAAAUACCUUUAAGAGUAGAAGAAAGCUUUUACGGAAAUAAGAAUGAAGAAUAUGUAAUUUUUAUCACUCCUGGAAUAAUAACCUCGAUGAUAUUUUUUAUGGGAGUUUUGAUGACCUGCGUGAUAAUCUUGGAUGAAAAAUGUGAAGGUAUUUGGGACCGCUCCAUCGUUGCCGGUGUUACAGCUCUGGAGCUAAGCUUGUCACAUCUUCUGUAUCAAAACGUGUUUAUGAUUAUUAUAUCGUUGGACUUCUUGUUGUUUGUAUUUGUAAUUUUUGGACAACCGUAUAUCGGGUCUUUAUGGCUAAUUUUCGCUCUUUUAUACCUACAAGGUUUAGCUGGAAUCAUGUUAGGAUUUGCAAUAUCAGUUCUAAGCGAUAAUCAUGUAACAGCAAACACAAUAGUUACAGGAAUCUUCAAUCCACUUGUACUAGUUAGCGGUAUCUUGUGGCCCGCGGAAGCAUUACCCAAAUAUAUAUAUUUCGUCAUAGAGUGGUUGCCAUUGGCAAUUCCAACAUCAGCAUUACGAAAUGUCAUCAGGAAAGGAUGGACUCUUACCAACUUACAUACCCUUCACUCAAUAGGAAUACUGUCUUUCUGGAUAUUAUUUCUCUUAGCGCUGAACAUCUACUUGACGAAAACAAAAAGAUGAGAAAAGAAAUAAGGAAUAUUAUAAACAGUUAUUAAAUACUUUAAAUUAU